Molecule: messenger RNA, 1774 nt
Organism: Hirundo rustica (Barn swallow)
Lineage: Eukaryota; Metazoa; Chordata; Aves; Passeriformes; Hirundinidae
Gene: RHCG
Product: Rh family C glycoprotein
Exons: 10
Coding region: 237-1616 (459 amino acids)
Biological process (GO): ammonium homeostasis; ammonium transmembrane transport
Cellular component (GO): basolateral plasma membrane; apical plasma membrane; plasma membrane
Molecular function (GO): ammonium channel activity
Source: RefSeq, a predicted model, not a curated record
AGCGCGGAGGAAAGGUGCUGAAGCCCGUCCCUCCUCCCGGGGAGGAAGGUGGGCUAGAGGAACAACCCUGCUGAAGCUCCAGUGCUCUGAAAUGUGAUCCUGCCGGAGGCACCUCCCUGGGCCCCACCUCGCCCUCUCCGACCUAUAUAUGUGACCGGCCCCGGGCGGGCGCGGGGGACGCGGCUCGCACGGUCCCCCGGGAAUCCCUGCGGGUGGAGAGGCCGAGGCACCAAGGCAUGGCCAAGAACACCUACAUGCGCUGGCGGCUCCCGCUCGUGUGCCUCCUCUGGGAGGUGGCCAUGAUCGUCCUCUUCGGAGUCUUCGUGCGCUUCGGCGCCGAGGCCGAUGCGCACUGGGAGGAGGAGAAACGGGAGAUGAACCUGACCAGUGACAUAGAGAACGAUUUCUACUUCCGAUACCCCUCUUUCCAGGACGUCCAUGUGAUGAUCUUUGUGGGCUUUGGCUUCCUCAUGACCUUCCUCAAGCGCUAUGGAUUUGGAGCUGUGGGUUUCAAUUUCCUCCUUGCCGCCUUUGGGAUCCAGUGGGCUCUCCUGAUGCAAGGCUGGUUCCACUCUUUCAAGGAUGGGAAGAUCCUCAUUGGAGUGGAGAACCUGAUCAAUGCUGAUUUCUGCGUGGGCUCUGUGUGCAUCGCCUUUGGGGCCAUCCUGGGCAAAACCAGCCCCAUACAGCUCCUUGUCAUGACUUUGUUUCAAGUCACGCUCUUUUCAGUGAACGAGUAUAUCCUCCUCAACCUUCUUCAUGUAAAGGAUGCAGGUGGCUCCAUGACCAUUCACACCUUCGGAGCCUACUUUGGCCUCACGGUGACACGGGUCCUGUACAGACCCAACCUGGAGCAGAGUAAGGACAAGCAGGGCUCCGUGUACCACUCCGACCUCUUUGCCAUGAUCGGUACGCUGUACCUGUGGAUGUACUGGCCCAGUUUUAACUCGGCCAUUUCUGAUCACGGGGAUGCCCAGCACCGGUCUGCCAUUAACACGUACUGCUCGCUGGCCGCCUGCGUCCUCACCACCAUGGCCUUCUCCAGCAUGCUGCAAAAGAAGGGCAAGCUUGAUAUGGUCCACAUCCAGAAUGCCACGCUGGCCGGCGGCGUGGCCGUGGGCACCAGCGCCGAGAUGAUGCUGACUCCGUACGGCUCCCUCAUUGUCGGGUCCGUCUCUGGCAUCGUGUCCACGGUGGGGUAUGUCUACUUCACGCCUUUUUUGGAGUCUAGGUUGCACAUUCAGGACACAUGUGGCAUCCACAACCUCCAUGCCAUGCCAGGCCUUAUUGGGGGCAUUGUGGGGGCCAUCACAGCAGCGGCAGCCACCGAGGAUGUGUAUGGAAAGGAAGGGUUCAUCAAGGCGUUUGACUUCACCGGCGUCUACCGGACGCGGACACCCAGUAUCCAGGGAGGGUUCCAGGCGGCCGGCAUUGUGGUGUCCCUGCUGAUGGCCUUUGUUGGGGGAGCCAUCGUGGGGGGCAUCCUGAAGCUGCCCAUCUGGGGGGACGCCGCGGCCGAGAACUGCUUCGAGGACGACGUUUACUGGGAGGUGCCGGAGGACGAGGAGAGCGACGCGUACCACAUGCACAACCCCGACAAGCCCGCCUCGCCCUGAGGCGCCCCGCCGCCGGCCCGCCUUCCCCGCCGCGGGACCUCGCCCCGCUCCCGGCGCCGGAGCAUCGUCUUCUCCCCGUGACGACGAGGGCUCUGCCCUACUCUGCCGCUUUUGUAACGAGCUGCUGUGGAUAUAAUAAAGCCGUGCUCUUCUUUCCA